This is a messenger RNA of Drosophila mojavensis, 1998 nucleotides long. Its product is annotated as E3 SUMO-protein ligase ZBED1-like. The coding region runs from base 148 to 1974 and encodes 608 amino acids. The transcript has 3 exons. NCBI's taxonomy places the organism in Eukaryota, Metazoa, Arthropoda, Insecta, Diptera, Drosophilidae. The record is from RefSeq and is a predicted model, not a curated record. Gene Ontology annotation, molecular function: protein dimerization activity; DNA binding.
GCCUAACCUAUACAACUUCCCCCCCCUCUCCCAUUUCUCUAACUCAAUACGUCCCGUAUCUACUUACAAAUUUCUUGUGAGUUAUGGCCCUGGGCAGACUGAGACUCUGACCCCGGCUGGAAAAUAAUGUAACCUUACAGUAGAGAAAUGGAUAAGUUUUUAAAGAGCAAGGACAAUGGCGAAGAUUGCGACGCGGAUAAGGAAAAUGGAGAGGAGGAGAUACCACGUAAGAGGACCAAAUAUGGUAUGUCUGGGGUAUGGGAUUAUUUUAAAAAGUGUGCGGAUGGCAAGACUGCCAAAUGUACAAAAUGUGGCCAAAUAUGCCAAACAAGUGGCAAUACCACAAAUUUGUCUGCUCAUUUAAUAAGAAAACAUCCCAAUUUGAGCACCAUUGAAGAGUCGAAGGCUGCAGGCCCCAUCUCAACGCUUCUUCAAAAAAAAUAUGAUGCCUCAUCAGCCAGGAAAAAAACACUGGACAGUGCGCUUACAACGUACAUUACGUCUGAUCGUCGCCCAUACUGUGUAGUGGAGGACAAGGGGUUUCGGCAUCUCGUCGAAGUUCUUGAUCCUCGCUACCAGCUUCCAUCAAGAAGAACAUUGCGCGAUGUCUGCAUACCAAAUCUCUUUAUAGAAAUGAAGCAGAAACUGCGCGAAAUUCUUGAUAAGAUUGAGUUCUGCGCUGUUACUACUGACGGCUGGACUUCAAAAGCGAAUGAAAACUAUUUAUCAGUUAGUUGUCAUUUCAUUACUGAAGAGUUUGAGAUGCGGACAGCGGUUCUGUCAACUACAAAACUUAAAGAAGAAACAAAUCAUUCCGCACAAAACAUUGCCAAUUCUCUACGCGAUGUAUUCAAUGAGUGGGGAGUUGCACAAAAAAUAACGGCAAUCGUAACUGAUAACGCAUCGAACAUGAAAAGCGCUUGCGAAAUUCUUUCAAAAAGUAAUGUUCCAUGCGUAGCGCAUACAAUUAAUUUGAUUGUACAAGAAUGUUUGGCAAAUGAAAAUUUAAAGCCUUUAUUGGCAAAAUGUAAACAAAUUGUGGGUUUUUUUAAGAGCAGUACCAUAGCUUAUGCGAAAUUCAGGGAGGCUCAAAAUAAGGAAAACCCACUCAGCCUAAAGCAAGAAUGCCCAACAAGGUGGAACAGUGCCUAUCACAUGGUAAAAAGAUUUUUGGAAACCAAAGAUGCCAUAUGUAAGGUGUUACUCAACACUCCAAAGGCAUUGUCGCCCUUAUCAGCGGAUGAAAUUGUCAUUUUGGAAGACCUUGAAAAGCUUUUGUCUCCCUUUGAGCACGCGACUAAGUCCACAUCAUCGAGCAGCUUGGUCACCGUGUCGAUGGUUAUUCCAGUAUGCUGUGGCCUUCUUCAUAACCUUGAAAGCCUCAAAGGCAACCUAGCUACUGAGGAGGGUGAGCGUGCUUGUACGAUAUUAAUAUAUGGCACAAGAAACCGACUACUUAAGUACGAGUCGCGGUCAAAUACAAGAAUCUCCACUCUCCUGGACCCCCGAUUCAAGAAAGAUGGAUUUUUAUCACCUUUUAAUGUCAGCGAAGCAGAGAAAUUUUUAGAAAGUGAACUCUCUAUGUUCAACGCAUUGUCCGAGCCACAUCCAUCUUCCUCUAACCUGCCAGCACCAAAACCAGCAGUCCAACCCCACCCACUAUUCGACUUUCUAAAAAAGAAAAAAUCUGAAAAAAUUAGAAGCAUUCGAGCAGAUUCAAUUAUAGGAUUGAAACAAUAUUUUAACACGGAAAAUGUUGAACCAAGUAUUUCCCCAUUGGACUACUGGAAGAUCUCAACUGACAACGCAUUUAAAAGAUGCGUGAAAAAGUUUUUGUGCGUCCCAGCAACGUCCACAGAAAGUGAACGAAUGUUCAGCAAAGCUGGACACAUAGUAAAUGAGAAAAGGAGUUGUCUCAAGCCGCAGCAAGUAGAUAUGCUGUUCUUUAUAAACAAAAAUGAUUGGACGAAGUAAAUGAUCUUAUUAAAUAAUAUAAUC